Messenger RNA from Ceraceosorus guamensis, 1473 nucleotides. RefSeq names its product Nitrilotriacetate monooxygenase component A/pristinamycin IIA synthase subunit A. Bases 1 to 1473 code for a protein of 490 amino acids. Gene Ontology annotation, molecular function: monooxygenase activity; oxidoreductase activity, acting on paired donors, with incorporation or reduction of molecular oxygen. The record is from RefSeq and is a predicted model, not a curated record. The transcript is spliced from 9 exons. Lineage: Eukaryota; Fungi; Basidiomycota; Exobasidiomycetes; Ceraceosorales; Ceraceosoraceae.
AUGUCGGACCAAAAGAGAUGGCUGAUGUUCGCAUUCGCCAUGGGCUGCUCGGGUCACCAAUCUCCGGGAUCUUUUGCUCACCCAGCCGACAAGUCCAUCUUCCACAACAAGCUCUCUUACUGGACCGACUUGGCCAAGCUGCUGGAAGGAGGCAAGUUCGACGGUUUGUUUUUGGCCGAUGUAUGGGGAGGAUACGACGUGUACACCAAGUCCCUCGCUCCUUCUCUCGCUACCGGCUCUCAGAUCCCUUUGAUCGACCCGCUCUUCACUGUGCCCGCCAUGGCCACAGCCACCAAGCACCUCACGUUUGGUCUGACGGCCACGACCUCGUACGAGCAUCCCUAUUCUCUCGCUCGUCGUUUCAGCACGCUGGAUCAUCUCACCAACGGAAGAGUAGGCUGGAACGUGGUCACAGGCUAUCUGGACUCUGCUGCUCGUCAAUUCGGCGCUAGAAACCAGGAACUGCAUGCCAAGCGAUAUGAAGUCGCCCACGAGUACAUGGAUGUCGUGUACAAGCUUUGGGAAUCCUCCUGGGCCGACGACGCUGUCAAACAUGACAUUAGCAAACCCCUCUACGCGGACCCAGAAAGAGUCCGCGACAUCAAGCACAAGGGCCAGUACUACGAGGUACCUGGCCCUCAUAUUUGCGAGCCAAGCUUGCAGCGCACUCCCGUCAUUUUUCAAGCUGGUUCUUCCGGCCCUGGUCUUGCAUUUGCAGGGAAGCACGCUGAAGUGAUCUUCAUAGCUGCUCACGCACCCCAAGUAGCCAAAUCUCGAGUCGAUGGAGCUCGCAAGGCCGCUGCGGAGGCGGGUCGUGACCCCAAGAAGCUUCGCGUGCUUGCCCUCUUGCUGCCCAUCGUCGGCAAAACGGACGAGGAAGCCGAGGCGAAGCAUCGAGACUUUUUGAACAAUGCAUCUGAAGAGGGCGCUUUGGCCUUGUUUGGAGGGUGGACGGGCAUAGAUCUCUCGAGCUACGCCCCUGACGAGGAGCUGCGCGAUCUGCCUGAGGGCAAUGCGAUCAAGUCUGCUGUGGAGGGAUUUGCUAGAGCGGACCCCACGGUUGGCAAAUGGACCAAGAGCGAAGUCGCCAACCAGCUCAAGAUUGGAGGAUUGGGACCAUUCAUUGUGGGAAGCGCUAGCACUGUUGCGAACAAGCUCGAGGAGUGGGUCAACGAAGCUGGCGUGGACGGAUUCAACUUGGCCUACGCCAUCUCGCCAGGCACCUUCCUCGACACUGUUCAGCUGCUAGUGCCCGAGCUGCAAAAGCGAGGUCACAUGUGGUCAGACUAUCCCGAAGCGGGCGCAGCACCCUCGGAUUGGCCCAGCAACAAGAAGACGAAUUCGACGGCUGUCAAUCAGGCGCCCAAGGGCUUUGGAGAGGAUGAGCAGCUGGGCUUGACAGCUCGGGAGAAGCUGUACGGAGCGGGAAAUCGUCGUCUGCCAGACGAUCACUAUGGUCAUCGCUUCAGGUGA